This is a messenger RNA of Eriocheir sinensis (Chinese mitten crab), 3515 nucleotides long. RefSeq names its product exocyst complex component 3-like. Gene Ontology annotation, molecular function: SNARE binding. The record is from RefSeq and is a predicted model, not a curated record. The transcript is spliced from 16 exons. Lineage: Eukaryota; Metazoa; Arthropoda; Malacostraca; Decapoda; Varunidae. Gene Ontology annotation, biological process: exocytosis; exocyst localization. Gene Ontology annotation, cellular component: exocyst. Bases 215 to 2458 code for a protein of 747 amino acids.
CGACGUUGGAGUUGACUUGACAGGUGGAAGGAGGGGAGGACAGGUGGAGGCGAGCCCCGUGUGGACAAUCAUCUCUCCACACGAGCCACGGACACUGUUACGCCCCUGUGUGACUGUGGAGGACCCGUGAAGAGCAAGAGUGACGUUAUGUUGAGGAUGAGUCGUGUGAAGCAACGUAACAGCUGAGUACCGAGAGUGUGUGUAGGCCGCCAGGAUGGACGUCGGUGAGGCAGAGUGUGAGGCGGUGAAGCGCGCUGCGCUGCUGGUGGAGAACAUGCUGCAGCGGCCCGACCAGCUGCAGAAGGUGGACCAGUACCGCCGCAGAGUACAGCGAAAGAAGGCAUCAGUGGAGGCCAUGCUGAAGACGGCCAUGCAGAGUCAGCUGGACGGGGUGCGCACAGGCCUGGGCCAGCUGCAGUCCGCCCUCACAGACCUCAGAGAGAUAAAGACAUGCUUGGGAGAGGUGGAGGGCAGUCUGGUGAGGGUGCCAGAGCUAAGCAAGGCGCUGUACGAGUGCCGGGAAGAGUAUGUGCGGCACUCCCAGUACGCUGCGGCCAUGGAGAACCUCAAGCACAUCUUUACCGUGCCCGAGUCAGUGGAGAAGACGGAGAAGUGGAUCGCUGAUGGUAGACUGCUGUAUGCCCACCAGUGCCUGAUGGACUUGGAGAACAGUCGUGACGAUCUCCUGUUUGAGCUGCACAAGUUGCCACACCAGAACCCCAACGACACGCGCAUGUUGAAGGAAUACUUUGCUGAUGUACACAAGCUUUCCGAGGACCUGGGUAAGCAGGUGUGGAUCAUCCUGAAGCGCACACUCAACACGGUGAGGAAGGAACCCCCACAGAUCGUCACUGCUCUCAGGAUUGUGGAACGGGAGGAGCGGGCAGACCAGUUUGCUCUCCAGCGUCAGAAGGGGUCUGGCUUCCUGCCUCCUGGCCGGCCCAAAAAGUGGCGUGAGAAGACCCUGGAGGUGCUGGAAGAAGCCGUGGCCGAGCGCAUCGAAGGGAACAUGUUUGAGGGCCGCAGCGACAGCAAGAACUGGCUCAUCAAGCACCUCGAGGUGAUUCGCCUGCUGGUGCUGGAGGACAUGAAGGUGAUCCGCUCCUUGUGUAUGCCAUGCUUCCCGCCGAGCUACGACAUCGUCAACCACUACGUCCAGAUGUACCACAAGAGUCUCGCCACCCAUUUGGUGGAUCUCGUUUCUACGGGACUUGAGGACAAUGAGUAUGUGACACUUUUGUCCUGGGUGCUCAAUGUGUACUCCGGGCCAGAGCUGAUGGGCCACGCGACACUCAACAUCAACAUGGCCAAGCUGGGGCCACUGCUGGACAACAAGGUGCUGGAAGACCUCAUCUCUGAGUACCUCACGAAUGUGAACAACAACUAUGACUCGUGGAUGAACAAGGCACUGGAGAUCGAGGAGAAGGAGUGGUACCGCCCCGAGCCCCCACAGCAGGACUCUGACUCCCACUACAAGACUGAGCUGCCUCAACUCAUCCAUGACAUGAUCCGGCAAAACUUGGAGGUUGCAAACACCAUCAGCCCAGAGGUGCAAGUCAAAGUGCUCAUCAGUAGCCUGGAGCAGGUGAGGCUGUUUGCUGGCAAGUUUGAGGCAGCCGUCAAGAGAUACAAGGACACCUAUUACUCAGACCGGUCACAGAUCCAGUACUACACCACCUACAUCAUUGCCCUGGCCAACAGCUGCCAGGCGAUGGUGGAUGUGCUCAUGAGCAUCAAGACUCAAUUCUGGAAGCCAGGCACCACCACCACCACCAACGACACCAUGAUUGCCACCAAAUUUGAUGCUGUCCUUACUGUAUACCAGCAUGUGAGGAACCAGAUGUGUGACCACCUGCUGGAGGAGGCCCUGGUGGACCUGCAGGACCACUUCAACGCCCUCCUCACCCCUCGCUGGCUGCAUAACACUGAGCCACUGGACACCAUCUGCCUCACCCUGUCUGAUUACUUCAAUGAUUACUCACACCUCCAUCAAAAGAACUUUGACCACGUGGUGCAGCUGGUGCUCAACACGGUGGCCAUGCGCUACACCACCGCCAUCCUGCAGAAGCGGAUCACACUCAAGACUCAGGAGGAUCGCAAGCUGGUGGCCGAGAGGAUAACGUCUGAAGCUGAGAAGGUGGGGAGUGUGUUUGAACAAGUGACACCAGACCUUGUGAAGUUUGAUUCUCCGUGUGAAGUGAUGAAAGGUCUCGCUGAGGUCGUCAAGGUCUCUGACAUUGACUUCAUCGGCUUAGAACUUCAUCGGUUACUGCGCAGGUAUCCAGACAUGAACGGUGACCACCUGACAGCCCUCUUGAUGCUGCGCGGUGACCUUGGUCGGCUGGACAUCAGGCAAAGAGUGGCCGAUAUCAUGGAGGAGAUGAGGACCCAGCGCAGCGGGCCCACCCCCAAAAGCAUCUUCUCCCACAUCCACAUCUCCACCUCCCUCUUCACCUAGCAUGAAUGAACACAGCUUUCAAGUCGCCUAAUCAGUAGCCCAGUUUGUCGUUGAGGGCCGUGCGACCAUCCCCAGACUGCUGUGACGGAGGCACCCACGAGUCAUAGUUGGGGUCAUCUUCAUCGUACUUCUUCCUUUUCUUCUCUUUCUUCCUUGGCUGAGCAGGACUCUGAGGAUAAAGACACCAAUGUAAUCUACAGAUGUCAUCCAAAAAUCUAACCUUGGCUUUUCUCACCUUAUGAUAGUCUGUCCACAUUUUAUACAAAUUUGAUUUAUGUGGAUAUAAAUGUGUAUGACCCAAACAUGAGCUUACCAACUUAACAUAAAUAAUGUGUCACUACUUGUGUGUGUAGUGUGCACCUAUAGCCCACUUUAUCAAGCCAAAAAUGCACUAGCCUGCAAAUGAGGCCUUUUUCCACAUAGUUUCCUGCUACCUGUUUGGUUGAAUAACUACAUCAUUGUAUUUGAAAUUAUUGCUAGGUAAUGUGAACCAACACAUAUUUACUAACUUAAGUUUCUCCCUCUGCUAUAUGCUGAGUCAAAUACAAAUGAUAAGAGUUAAGAGAUUGUUAAGUAAUGUGCUGGUAAGUCUUAAUCUGUUGACAUCAAUCACCCAAGUCAGCAACACAAGCAUGAGUUCAGAUGUACCCAACGUCAUAUGUAUUCUUUCAACAUUAAUGCAGAGGGGAAAACAGUAUCCAUGACUAUUACUAUAUUCAUUUGUUUCAUAAUUACAGAUGGGAAAAUACUAUCAAUGUAUAAUUUUUGCUGAUACAUUAUCUAUAGAAAAGCUUACAAGUUACCCUACAGAUGGAAUGCAUACAUUCAUCUAGUAAGUCAUUUGAGUAGAUUCUGAAGGGGGUAGGGUUGGUAACUACAUGUUUUCUUGUGUUUAGUGCAACUUCUACAAUCUGCAGUUAAAUAUGUGAAAAAAAUACAUAUCAAGCAGCGUGCAUCCAAACACAUGCUUGUGUUACCGAAUUGGGCAACUGCUGUUAACAGAUGAAGUUUGUUUACAUUACCUGGCAAUUAAUUAAAAUAAAAUGAUGUACUCAGC